AUGACGUCGAUCGUUGUUGUUCCAACCAUUGCUGUAUGCACUGGCGCAGUUGCAGCAUUAGCCGUGCCUUUCAUUGCGCUUCAGGAAAUUCUCGAUAAAAGAAUGCGUAAGAACUUUAAGAAGCACCUCAAAAGAAGAAGCUCUUGCCGUGUCAACUUUGGAGAAAUCAUGUCCUUGUACGGUUUUGCGAAGUGUGAUAAGAAAGACAAUGAAUGUGCAACAAGUGUAUCAUCUAAUACGUCGAACCCUCCUGCAUAUGAAGACAUAGUUAUACCACCCCCACCAUACAACCAGCGUCAGUUUUAG
Messenger RNA from Auanema sp. JU1783, 306 nucleotides. NCBI's taxonomy places the organism in Eukaryota, Metazoa, Nematoda, Chromadorea, Rhabditida, Rhabditidae. The record is from the annotation of a GenBank genome assembly.